AUGCAUACUUGUUCACCUGGAAAGGCACCAAUAGUGAAAGGUGAUAAAUUCUCAAAGGGCCAAUGUCCACAAAAUGAUAAAGAGAGAGCUAAAAUGAAAGUGGUUCCUUAUGCGUCAGUUGUGGGUAGCAUGAUGUACGCUCAAGUAUGCACACACCCUGAUAUCGCUUUUGUCGUUGGCGUGUUGGGUAGAUACUUGAGUGAUCCUGGACUUAGCCAUUGGAAAGCAGCUAAGAAGGUCAUGCGGUAUCUUCAGGGUACCAAGGAUCAUAUGUUGACUUAUCGGCGAGCUGACACUCUUGAUAUAGUUGGGUUUAGUGACGCUGAUUAUGCAGGAUGCGUGGAUGAUAAGAAAUCCACAUCAGGCUACAUUUUCAUAAUGGCUGGAGGAGCUGUUUUGUGGAAAAGUGUCAAACAGACACUCACAGCAUCCUCAACAAUGGAGGCAGAGUAUAUGGCGUGUUAUGAGGCUACUUGUCAGGCAAUAUGGCUGCGGAACUUCAUUUCAGCAUUGGGUGUUAUGGACUCUAUCUCGAGGCCGCUGAAAUUGUACUAUGAUAACUCCGCAGCAGUAGCUUUCUCUAGAAAUGUUAGAAGUACUUCCCGUUCUAAACACAUUGACAUAAAGUACUAUUUUGUUAAAGAGAAAGUUACAGAGUCUCUUAUUUCCAUUGAAUACAUGCCUAGCACUGGCAUGUUAGCAGACCCACUAACGAAAGGCUUACCCAUAUGUGUAUUUUUGGAGCAUGUUGCUCAAAUGGGAUUGUUAGAAGCCUAG
Molecule: messenger RNA, 777 nt
Organism: Cannabis sativa
Lineage: Eukaryota; Viridiplantae; Streptophyta; Magnoliopsida; Rosales; Cannabaceae
Product: secreted RxLR effector protein 161-like
Exons: 1
Coding region: 1-777 (258 amino acids)
Source: RefSeq, a predicted model, not a curated record